This is a messenger RNA of Sinocyclocheilus anshuiensis, 3946 nucleotides long. Its product is annotated as SMC5-SMC6 complex localization factor protein 2-like. Lineage: Eukaryota; Metazoa; Chordata; Actinopteri; Cypriniformes; Cyprinidae. The record is from RefSeq and is a predicted model, not a curated record.
CCCACCUACAGAUGGCGGCUUCCCACAAACACAACAGCGCUUUCAUCAUGGCGUGUAUCGAAUAAAUUUCUACAAUGGCUGGUACGCAUUGCAUAUCAUUUUGUUACACACGCCCACCUGAUGAAAAACUGGAAGCAUGUAGUACAGUGAAAGAAUUAAUUCCACUUGGCGCUCCACGACGUGACAGUGUAGAUGCCACGCCACAUCCUGUGUCAGGUAGUCUACGUCUUGAACCUACUGCGAAGACUCCAAAACUCUUGUGCUCACUGCCUAAAUGUAUCCCGCCCACUAAAAACCCUGAGCUGGAACAGAGGGACAAGUCCACUUCAGCUGCACUCAAAGCCUCCAAUAAAAGACCACAUCAGGAUAGUAUUCUGGAUUGCAAAGUUGUUAUGAGAAAACUACAACCAAAUAAUGGCAACAUUAACUCCAGGAAGGAUGGCUCUCUCAAUCCCACGGUUAAAAAGGACACUCUGCGGAGGACCAGUUCUUACAACAGAGACAGAGAAAUUUAUUUUGCUCUCAGUAAGGAGCUGAAUGAAAACUUGAGGGUUGGAGGAGGUUUGUUUCAGUCAGAUGCUGUGAAAGGCCAGAGACAUUCUCUUCCUCAUACAUCCCACUCCAGGCGUAACCCUGAGAGCAGUAGUUCCUGCUUAUUCCAGCAGAAACCCGAAGCGUCAGUUAACACAGGGGAGCGAUUCAUCCACCAUCCUGAUCAGAAAAAAGAUAGACUGGAGAAUAGAGACCACAAAACCUCUCAUUGUAGCAACAUGUCCUUACAGAAGGAAUUAAGCACCCCUCACCACAAGACUAGUCCAGAGGGCAGGAUGUCUCUAUCUGCAAAGAGAAAAAGGGAGGGUAGUACAGACAGUGAGAAGGAAAUUAAACGGCCGUGUGUUGAUUUCCAACCCACCUCGAGCUCUUCCAUUAUAAACUCGCCUUUAAAGUUCGUCAAGAGUGCUUUUGUGAAGUCCAGCAAUGAGUUUGUGAUAACUAUAAAGGAGAAAGAAUCCCCUAAACCGCUUCCUGCCGCACCAAACAGCAACAACAAACCGAGACCUCCGCCUUCCAUCACCAGGCAGCUCUUUGAACCAUGUAAGGACUCAAAUACAGGGAACGACAAACCUCAUUCAUUUCAACUCGGUAAAUCACCCACGACUGCAGAGCCUAAAGAUGCUAUGGUGGCACGAGCCAACAAAAAUCCCAGAGCUCCACCCAGCCAACCGCAUUUGCGCAAAGUCUCUCCGAAGUCGAGCACAACGUUCGACAGUAUCGAGACCCUCUUUACUCCAGACUGCUGCUUACCAUCGCCAAAAACUCGUAACAAAAAAACAAAUGCUGAGAGAGAAGCUUGUACAGUCUCCACACACACAAGCCCCACUUCUGACCAUAAGGAGAGUGUUAAAAUUCACUUGUCCCCUCAUCAUCCUGAUCUAAGAUCACCCAGCUUUGCAGAACAAGCCAGUUCAUGUAAGAUGGAAACGGAUGAAAGAACACAGUUGAAAGUGGAGCAGUCACGCAGCCCCAAGGCUAUCAUGCCUGCCCCAGCUGUUUCGGUGAAAGAAGAAUCAAGAGAACAGAAGUGCUGCCCCCAGUGGAAAGAUCCCUUAGAUAUUGAGCUGGGAGACGACUCUGGCGAUGAGCUGAGAGAACACUGCAAUAUCAGCCUCAGCAGCAGCAGCAGUGGUCAUGAAGAUGAUCCGCUGCCAUCUCUGGAGAAGCUGAUGAGUCGGAGAGACCAUGUGCCGGUUACUCCCGAAAAAGAUGCUUUCUCAGAACCCAACACACCCAUCUCAAAAGCAGCACCCGAGGCAGUGAAAACCAAAGCCGUUAGUUAUAGAAAUACACUAGAGCAGAUGCUGCAAGAGAAGGAACAAUAUCAGAGGUCAAAAGAGUUGGAGAGACAGUUACUUGAGUCAUGUGAAGAGGAUCUGCUGAAUUUAUAUGAGGAUGAGAACAGUGAAAGUAAAGAGGAAGACAUCUCACUUGAGCAAAGAGAAUUUUUGCAAAGGUUCUCGGUCGCCUCAUGUGCCAUCAGGGACAUCCACCCAGGAGAGGAAGUAUUCUUACCUGCUAGGUUUGGUCGACUCUUCAACCACCAGACGCUGGACCUGAGGAAGAUUAGUGUGACUCCGCAUAACAAAUCACAACAAAUCCUCCUUCAGGCCCGUACUGAGCAUGUGCUGUCUCUGAUCAGUGCUGGCUUGUUGAGGAAAGCCUACUUUUCUUUCCCUUGUCAGCCUGAGGUUACAUGCUGGCUUUUCCAGAUGAUGUCAGUUCACCCAAACCCCAUUAUUUCCUCACACAUCAUGCAGUCCUUGCAGACCAUUGCUCUGUCUGCUGCUCAUCACAUAGUUGAACACCAGAGCCAAAGUUUUAAAGUGUGGGUACCCUCUGUACGGGACAUCACCCUGGUUUUCCUGAACAUGGGGGUGUCAUUUAUCAGUCUGUUCCCUUUGGAGGCUCUGCAACCCCCUUUUACUGAGGGAGACCUUUUAGAGAGCUUUCAGCUGGAAGAAACCAGCCAAGACCGAGUGCUAUCUGACAUGAAAGACAAUGCCACUUUACCAGUACAUAAUUUGGAGAGUGUUCUCAACUACCUGUCCCUGUGUACUGCAUUGUGUCCAAGAGCGUACACUGAUGAGGAGCUGAUGUUGCUUCUGGCGGUGGUGUGUAGAAUUGGACUGGAGACUCAUUUUCAGCUGCUACCAACUGGACACUUUAGCCUCCUGCUCCAGAAUCUGCUCAAAAACAUCACACACUGGGAUGUACAGAUAUCUAAAGCUUGUCAGACCCUGACUGAUUUGUCAGAAGAUCAUCACAACCUCAGGAGACUCGUUUAUCUUCUGCCAGAUAGCAGUUGUGGAAAGCAAUUAAAACGACACCUGAGUGUGUCUAUCAUCUCAAAGCUUUUGAAUCACACCUGCACUUAUAAACCCUCAGGGACAGAGUUUAAGCUAUCUGAGCUGAAACCUUUCUUACCUCAAAUGCGUCCCUCAUCCCUACUGAAAGGCCUCAGGUCUGCAAGGAGAGCAGAAGAUUGUGAUGACAAUCUAGACCAACAAGCAUAUUACCUCUGCUACAGCCUUUUGACUUUGACAAAUGAAGCCUCCAAUUUUGAGUUUUUACCCUCAGCUCAGAGAAAUGAUCUGCGGAGUCUUUCUUCUCAGCUGGAGAAGCAUAUUAAGUGUGACAUAAGGGAGAGCGAGAAAAUGCUGUAUAGGAGCAAGGUGAAAGACUUUGUAGCAAGGAUAUACACCAAGUGGCAGGUGCUUCUCACACGAACGAGGCCUCAGGAGGGAAAGCUGUAUGAUUACUGGAAGCCCCCACCAGAGGAUGAGGUGUCCAGCAGUCCUCAGGGCCAGUCCUGCAUCAAAUCACAAGACACUUCAGAGAGUGCAGAAGAAACUCUGACCACAGAGUGGAGCAGUACAGAAUCAGAUGUAGAUGCUGAGAGCAAAGAGGAAGAAGAGAACUUGCCGAAAGAGUGUGAGGAACCCCAACCUCUGGAGAAUGAAGUGAAGAUCGAACGAGAUGAAGAAGAUAGCGUGGAAGACAUCAGUAAUGAAGAGGAGGAAAAUGAUGAGCUAAAGCAACAGCUGAUAGAGCUAGAGGACGAUAGAAAGUUUGAACCAAUAUCUGAUGAAGAGCUGUUUGAAACUCAUGAAGACUUAGAGUGUGAGGAUGAUGAUGAUCUCAUGAACAGAGAGGAGGAGCUUCUAAAAGAUGAAGAGCCUCAUGAAGAAAAUAGAAAGCACAUACCUGUAGAAGAAAACACUGAGGUGUUAGAGGAGCUCGAGGACUUGUUAAAGAGCUGAGAUGAAAAAGGAAAUGAAGGAAUGGAUUUGAGAGGGAUGGAUUUUGAGAAGUCUGAGAAAGAAUAGAAACAUUCUCAGGUCAUUUCGAAAGAAUUUUACACCACACCUUUAUUGCCAUCCAUGCAUAU